Linum trigynum is the source of this 1367-nucleotide messenger RNA. The record is from the annotation of a GenBank genome assembly. NCBI's taxonomy places the organism in Eukaryota, Viridiplantae, Streptophyta, Magnoliopsida, Malpighiales, Linaceae.
GUUGAAGUUUUUGCAAAUACUGCUAAGCCAAAUAAUGCUGCUGUUGAAAGCAGUUGUGUUUGCUAUUUUUCCUUUGAAUUGAAAGAAACGCAUCAACUAAUGAGUUUGGUAAUAACCAAGGAUAUUGUUUGUCGCCAACCACAUGUAUCUCGCCAAUCAUGCAAAUCUCGGGUUGGGCCCGUAGGUCCAGUCACGAGGUGCCACCGGUAGGCCCAUUUUCAUUGGGCUUAAUCCGUUUAGAUUCAUCGUCCCGUCGCCGCGGUGGCUGCCGACGGUUCCCCUUUAGCGUCAUAGUUACAGAAAGUUUUACAGCAGCACACGAGACCGCAAUGCCGCUCUCAACCUCGCCGGUAAAUCACCACAAAAAGGGAAAGGAGGAUGUCGUUAGAGUCGCUGUCCCUACCUCAUCCGAACGCCCUGCAAAGGUAAUCUGAAAUCCGAAUUCUUCUCGACGUUUUCGGUUCGAUUUUUCAGCUGUUUAAUGGUGGCAGGGAGUGGAGCUGGAAGAAACCCAGUUCCCAAAAUCUCGAAACUUCCACUGGGUCGUUCCAAAAUCAACUCUUUAGCUGUGAGGAUGAGCUCGGGUACUUCUAAUGGCGAGAUACUGGGAUAGGGAAGAAGAACCCACAUGGGAUAGAGAGAACGAUGGCGUGAUCAUCGUCGACCAUGGGUCGCGGAGGAAAGAAUCUAAUCUCAUGCUAAGUAAGCUGUGAUUGACUUCUUCCGCUAGCUCAGGGGAUUCAUAAUUGAUUUUUUGACAUCGACUUAUAAUCUCUAAUCUCCAAUCUCCAUUACUUGUGUGUGAUUUCAUAUGAGUUCGUUGCUAUGUUCAAGGAUAAAACAGGAUACGCAAUUGUGGAGCCGGCUCACAUGGAGCUGGCGGAUCCAUUGAUCAAAGACGCGUUUGACAUUUGCGUUCAACAAGGUGCGAAGCAUGUUGUUGUCAACCCAUUCUUCCUUUUCCCAGGACGCCAUUGGCACCAGGACGUUCCUUCAUUAACUGUUGAAGCUGCAAAAGGACACCCUAGUGUAUCAUAUCUCGUAACUGCACCUCUUGGCUUGCAUGAGAUGCUGCUGGAUGUGGUGAAUGAUAGGAUCAAUUGCUGUUUGAGUCAUGUAGCCGGAGAUGUCAAGGAAUGUGAAGUUUGUGUCGGUUCAAACAAAUGCAAGUUCACUAGCCAAUGAGUAGGAAUGGCAUAUUGACUCACAGUACUCGAAGGUUUUCAACUAGCUCAUUUGUAUAGUCCACUCCUGAGGGAAAACUAGAACAUAUUGUAUAAGCUUUAGCAGGUUUACAUGCUCAACCUCUGAUGGGUCUAUGCUGUAUUUAUGUACACAGUCAUGAGCAAUAAAGUUCCUAUCUUUAU